Messenger RNA from Cajanus cajan (pigeon pea), 3320 nucleotides. Its product is annotated as microtubule-associated protein TORTIFOLIA1. Gene Ontology annotation, cellular component: cortical microtubule, transverse to long axis. The record is from RefSeq and is a predicted model, not a curated record. Gene Ontology annotation, molecular function: microtubule binding. NCBI's taxonomy places the organism in Eukaryota, Viridiplantae, Streptophyta, Magnoliopsida, Fabales, Fabaceae. Gene Ontology annotation, biological process: multicellular organism development; unidimensional cell growth; circumnutation.
UUGACUUAGAAUUCAGAGAAAGAAAGAGAAAGCAAAAGGGAAAAAGGGCAUCAUUUUCAGUUAGUGAUAUUUGAAAAAACUUGUAUUGCACCCAUUUUCCGUGAGUGAGUGAGUGAGAGUCACACACAGAUCCAGCAUUUGGUUGUUUCCAUUGCUCUCAGAAACUCAAAGUGCUGCAUUGCACAAUGAAGCACCCAAAACCCCAAACCCCAACACCUGCACCCUCAUCAAGAUCUUCAUCACUCUCGUCGCACCUCGCUAUGGUGGAACUCAAGCAGAGGAUCCUAACCUCGCUCUCAAAGCUCUCCGACAGAGACACCCACCAGAUCGCCGUCGAGGAUCUCGAGAAGACCAUCGCCGCCCUCUCGCCGGACGCCAUUCCCAUGAUACUAAACUGCCUAUACGACGCCGCCACCGACCCCAAGCCCGCGGUCAAGCGCGACGCCCUCCGCCUCCUCGCCGCCGUAUGCGCCGCCCACUCCGACGCCGCCGCCGCCCACCUCACCAAGAUCAUCGGCCACCUCGUCCGCCGCCUCAAGGACGCCGACUCCGCCGUCCGCGAUGCCUGCCGCGACACCGUCGGCGCGCUCGCCGCCCAGUACUUGAAGGCCGACGCCGCCGCCGCCGGCGGGGUGGGCACGGUGGUGGGGCUGUUCGUCAAGCCGCUGUUCGAGGCCAUGGGGGAGCAGAACAAGGGCGUGCAGGGCGGCGCGGCGGCCUGCAUGGCCAAGAUGGUGGAGUGCGCCGGCGGCGGCGGCGGCGGGGGGGAGGCGCCGGUGGCGGCGUUCCAGAAGCUGUGUCCGAGGAUCUGUAAGCUGCUCAACAGUCCCAACUUUAUGGCCAAGGCGGCGAUUUUGCCGGUGGUUGCUAGCCUGUCACAGGUUGGAGCAAUUGCACCACAUAGUCUGGAACAUUUGCUACCUAGCAUUCAUGAAUGCCUUACCAGUACUGAUUGGGCAACACGUAAAGCAGCAGCUGAGGCAUUAAAUUCCUUGGCUUUGCAUUCAAGCAGCUUGGUUACUGAUAGAACAGCACCCACAUUGACAGUACUUGAGGCUUGCCGAUUUGACAAGAUAAAGCCAGUGAGAGAUAGCAUCAAUGAGGCAUUGCAAUUGUGGAAAAAGAUUGCAGGGAAAGGAGAUGCAUCCCCUGAUGAUUCAAAGCCCUCAUCUGACGGUGGGAAUGAGCCAGCUAUUAUGUCAGAAACAAAUGACUCAAAAAAAGUAAAUCCUGAUGAGAGGAAGACUGAUCCAUCAGUAAAGGAUUCAUCAACUAGUUCUUCAAAUAUGGAUUCAACUGCUAAGGCCAAAGCAGCUGGCAUCUCAGAGAAGGCAGUUGUAAUACUGAAAAAGAAAGCACCUGUAUUAUCUGAUAAAGAACUAAAUCCAGAAUUUUUCCAAAAACUUGAAAGAAGGGGUUCAGAUGAUUUACCGGUGGAAGUAGUUGUUCCUCGUAGAGGCCUCAAUUCUUCAAACAAUGAGGAAGAAUCAGAGGCAAAUGCUAAAGAUUCAAAAGAAAGAACAAAUUCUGUUGGAAAUAUCUCUAGCAAUGAUGAUUUUCAUGGAUCUUCCAGUAAUAAAUAUCGUAUGUUUGAGCGAGGCAAUGAUGGAAAUUCCAAACAAAGGAAUUAUGAUGAUUUUGGCCAUGACAGAUACACUGAAAGGAGAGUGAGUUCAAAAGAACUGAGGGCAAAAGCAUAUGAUACUGAUGAUAGGACUGAAAAUGAUCAGAGGGAUGGUUCUGCCAAUCUUGCAGGUUUUUCUAAAACGGAUGGUCAAUCAGAAGUACCCUUCUCCAAUAACAGAGGAAACUGGUUGGCCAUCCAGAGGCAGUUACUGCAACUGGAAAGACAACAAGUUCAUCUGAUGAACAUGCUGCAGGAUUUCAUGGGUGGAUCACAUGAUAGCAUGGUUACGCUAGAGAACAGAGUGCGAGGUCUUGAGAGAAUUGUUGAAGACAUGUCACGAGAUCUAUCCAUAUCAUCAGGUCGUAGAAACUUUUCAGGGUUUGAGGGAUCAUCUAGUAGACCUUCUGGCAAGUAUAAUGGUUUCAAUGACUACUCCAGUUCCAAGUAUGGGAGAGGUGGUGAUGGACGCAUGCCAUUUGGUGAAAGAUUUGCUCAGUCUGAUGGAAGUGCUUUGGGAAUGAGGGGAAGAGGGCCAUCUUGGAGAUCUGACAUGUCUGAGGGGUGGGAUCUUCCCGGCUAUGGUGCCUCUAGAAAUGGCCAGAUUUCCUCUAGGAGGGGUUUUGGGGGUAGCUCUGCUGAUGGAAGAUCACCAAAAUCUGUGCAUGACAAUGAUCAAGCAGGCAACAGGAGAGCUUGGGAUAAAGCAGCAAUGCCCAUCCGGCUUGGUGAGGGACCUUCUGCAAGAAGUGUCUGGCAAGCUUCUAAGGACGAAGCUACCUUGGAAGCAAUUCGGGUAGCUGGUGAGGACAAUGGAACAUCUCGAGCAACAAGAGUAGCAAUCCCUGAAAUGACUGCAGAAGCUCUUGCUGAUGACAAUGUUGGACAGGAGAGGGAUGCCAUCUGGACUUCUUGGAGCAAUGCAAUGGAUGCCCUUCAAGUAGGUGAUGUAGAUUCAGCCUUUGCAGAAGUAUUGUCCACUGGUGAUGAUAUUUUGCUUGUAAAGCUAAUGGAUAGAACAGGCCCUGUAAUUGACCAACUUUCCAGUGAAGUUGCAUGUGAAAUUGUAAAUGCCAUUGGACAAUUCUUACUGGACCAGAACAUGUAUGACAUCUGUUUGUCUUGGAUUCAGCAGUUGCUGGAGAUAGUAUUGGAAAAUGGCCCUGAUACCUUUAGCAUUCCCAUGGAAGUAAAGAAAGAGCUGCUGCUGAAUUUACACGAAGCUUCAACAGAUACAGCUGAGGCCUGGGAAGGGGUACAGCCAGAUCAGCUUUUAUUGCAGAUGGCAUCAGCCUGGGAAAUUGAUCUGCAACAGCAUGACAAAUAGCUUGUAGAGGACAAACUAUGCUGCUAUUGAAUCUUGAAUGGUGUUGAGUGUAAUUUGGAGUAUAAUGCUGUUCAGGUUUUUUGGCCUCCACACAACAAUGAUUUACAAAUGCCACAAAUUUAUGCUUCUUUUUCUCCUGUAUCUUGGUGAACUUAGGCUGAUCCUAUACCGGUCAGAGCAAUGUUUGACCGGUGAAUAUCAUCGUUAUUUUUUUUUGGUAUCAACAAAUAUUGUCACUACUAAGAGGUAGUGUCUGGUUGUUAGCAAUUGCCCAGCUUAUAAGCAUUAUGUAAAUUGAGACGAGUGAACCAAUCUUUCUUGUAAUUAUUAUAUGUAAUUUGUUCUUGAUUCCCUAGUUUAUUUGCAUCA